Oncorhynchus gorbuscha (pink salmon) is the source of this 1312-nucleotide messenger RNA. RefSeq names its product proline-rich protein 11-like. NCBI's taxonomy places the organism in Eukaryota, Metazoa, Chordata, Actinopteri, Salmoniformes, Salmonidae. The transcript is spliced from 7 exons. The record is from RefSeq and is a predicted model, not a curated record. The coding region runs from base 1 to 669 and encodes 222 amino acids.
AUGACUGGAAGUCUACUUGGAAAUUGUGACCCAAUCGCCCAAACCAGUCCAGCGCAACUAGAAGACCCCCCUGUAAAGAAUGUUAAGAAAUGGGUUCCUUUACUGGGUGUCAGAUUGCUGCUGCUGGCAUUUGGCAGGAUAUUCCAAAUCUGGAGGAACAACCUGAGCCAGGCUGUGGCUCCAGUGUGGACCCUCUCCCUGCUCUCACACCACCACCACCACCUCUUCCUCCUACAUCCAACACUUUCCUGCAACCCUACAUCCCUAAAAAAAAGAGUGGCUUCCAAUACUCAACAGGAGAAGCAGGACAUACUGGUGGCUGUGACGCUCAGGGAUUUACAGGCUGUUAAACUGAGAAAGGUUAUUGUCAGCAGUGUGAAAUCAAAGAGAACUCCAGAGAAGAUGCAUGCCCCUCUGGUCACUGUGGCAGACCUCCAGAAUGUCCGUCUGAAACAAUCCCACUGCCAACUGCCCCCUAAACUUCUCAAACUCCUUAGCUUUGGCAGGAGUCCUGAUGGCACUCCUUUGUUUGAUAAGGAGAAUAUGGAGACGGGCACUGGCCUCACCCCCAUCAUGACUCAGGCCCUGCGACGCAAGUUCCAGAGUACCUUACCACGAGGACUGUCUCCAAAGGCAAAGAAUCUCAACGAAAGCUUUGAUCAAAACUGAGACAUUUGUUGAUGUAUACACAGAUGUCAACCGAGACUAGUUCAAAUGUAACGGAAAGGCAACUGCCACGAUGAAAAGUUCCAGUGUUGUAAUGAGGACGGAACGCAAGCUAUAGAUGUAACUAUUGGCACAAUGCACAUUCUCUAGCACUUUCUGGUUUCCAAUGCUGAAUGGGUUAUUUCAUACUUUUUCCAUUGCUGAAUGAGUUACUAAGUGCUAGGUAGAUUGAGGAUGAAAAGAGGAAACACUUGUCUUGGACCACAAUUUUAAAAAGGACAUAAAAGUUCUAAAGGCAAGCAGUUUGUGUAAAAGCCUUGACCACCCCACUGUAUCAAACAAGUUUCUGUAAAAGCCUUGACCAUCCCACUGUAUCAAACAGGUUUCUGUAAAAGCCUUGCCCAUCCCACUGUAUCAAACAGGUUUCUGUAAAAGCCUUGCCCAUCCCACUGUAUCAAACAGGUUUCUGUAAAAGCCUUGACCACCCCACUGUAUCAAACAGGUUUCUGUAAAAGCCUUGACCACCCCACUGUAUCAAACAGGUUUCUGUAAAAGCCUUGACCAUCCCACUGUAUCAAACAGGUUUCUGUAAAAGCCUUGCCCAUCCCACUGUAUCAAACAAGUUUCUGUAAAAGCCUUGACCAUC